AUCACCGACUUUCACCAUUUGGGAGAAGAAAACAAAAAAGAAGUGAUGUUUUGGAAACAGAGGGUCAAAACCAGAAUUCUGGAAACAGAUGAGAGAGAUCCAAAAACUCUCGAGAAUCGGAGAGAAAGAAGAUAUUGCAUGGUUAGGAAAUUUCUAUUAUCAUUCUUUAUGGUGCACGAUUUUCGGGUCUGAAUCGAGCUCCGGUAACUCUGUUCUGCUGCCAAGGAUCUCGUGGUCGACACCGACCUGUAUUGUAUAUUAUAAAAAGAUCAGACUACAUAAUCUGCAGAUAGCGCCACCCUGUGGUGAUGAUGAUCCUGAAUGGGUAAAAAGGAUGAGAUCAGAUGGUCCUGUUCCAUAUCUUCAUCCUGAAAAUUGUUCCUCUGGUUGGGCGUCUCCAUCUGGGGAUAUUUUCAAGGUGAGAGGCCCAGAGUACUUCUCAAAUAAAGUCAAAAUUCCGGGGGGUGAAUAUCUUCUGAAGCCUCUAGGUUUUGAUUGGAUCAGAGGUCCUUCAAAACUUUCUGAGCUCUUGAAAAAUCCCAAAAACCGUAUUAGGAUGGCUCUUCAGGAAGAAUUUCCCUCGGAUGUGAAGCCUUUUGUUUGGGCUUUCAACUUGCAAGUUCCUUCUAAGGAAAACUACAGUGCUGUUGCAUACUUUGUUGCUGUGGGGUCCAUCGUGGAGGGAUCAUUGAUGGAUCAGUUCAUGAAAGGAGAUCUUGAAUUUAGAACUUCGAGACUAAAAUUGGUAGCCAAUAUUUUACAAGGACCUUGGAUUGUAAAAAAAGCAGUUGGAGAGCAGGCUAUUUGUGUAAUUGGGCGGGCACUUAAUUGUAAUUAUUGUGUUGGAGACAAUUUCAUAGAAAUAGAUAUAGAUAUUGGAUCCUCUGUGGUUGCAAAUGCAAUUGUUCAUCUUGCAUUCAGUUUUUUAACAAAGCUCACUGUUGAUUUAGCUUUUCUCAUUGAGGGCCAGACUGAAUCAGAACUUCCAGAACGACUUCUUGGAGCUAUAAGAUUCUCUGAGCUGAAACCCGAUUCAGCAAUUGCAGUUGAAAUCCCACCUCAGCGGAAAUUGGAAAGGACAAAAUCAUCAUUUGCACGGUUAUGGAAGUCAGUUGGAAAUAGUUUGUCCCGAUUGCGUAAGGGUGAUCAAGAAAGUGACACCAGUUCUGGUACUUCUGGAGAAUCACAUACCAAUGGGGUUGUCGAUGGAGAGAAAAGUGAUGACAUACAUGCUCAAGAACGUGGUGCUAGUUCUGGAGAGUCACAUACCAAUGGGGUUGUUGCUGGAGAGAAAAGUGAUGAAAUGCGUGCUCAAGAAAGUGGUGCUAGUUCUGGAGAAUCACAUGUGAAUGGGGUUGUCGAUGGAGAGAAAAGUGAUAAAAUGCCUGAUCAAGAAAGUGGCGCAAGUUCUGGAGAAUCAAAUACCAAUGGGGUUGUUGGUGAAGAGAAAAGUGAUGAAAUGCCUGCUCAAGAAAGUGGAGCUAGUUCUGGAGAAUCACAUACCAAUGUGGUUGUCGGUGAAGAGAAAAGUGAUGAAAAGCCUGCUCAAGAAAGUGGCGCUAGUUCUGGAGAAUCACAUACCAAUGUGGUUGUUGAUGGAGAGAAAAGUGAUGAAAAGCCUGCUCAAGAAAGUGGCGCUAGUUCUGGAGAAUCACAUACCAAUGUGGUUGUUGAUGGAGAGAAAAAUGAUGAAAUGCCUGCUCAAGAAAGUGGUGCUAGUUCUGGAGAAUCACAUACCGAUGUGGUUGUUGAUGGAGAGAAAAAUAAUGAAAUGCCUGCUCAAGAAAGUGGUGCUAGUUCUGGAGAAUCACAUACCAAUGUGGUUGUCGAUGAAGAGAAAAGCCAUGAAAUGCCUGCUCAAGAAAGUGGUGCUAGUUCUGGAGAAUCACAUACCAAUGCAGUGAUUGAUGGAGAGAAAAGUGAUGAAAUGCCUGCUCAAGAAAGUGGUGCUAGUUCUGGAGAAUCACAUACCAAUGUGGUUGCCGAUGAAGAGAAAAGUGAUGAAAUGCCUGCUCAAGAAAGUGGUGCUAGUUCUGGAGAAUCGCAUACCAAUGUGGUUGCCGAUGAAGAGAAAAGUCAUGAAAUGCCUGCUCAAGAAAGUGGUGCUAGUUCUGGAGAAUCACAUACCAAUGUGGUUGUCGGUGAAGAGAAAAGUGAUGAAAUGCCUGCUCAAGAAAGUGGUGCUAGUUCUGGAGAAUCACAUACCAAUGGGGUUGUCGAUGGAGAGAAAAAGGAUGAAAUCUAGACAACUACGCUUCAAAUGCUUGGGUGACCUUGCAUUCAUGUUAUAUAAGAAGAGAUUUACUUUUGCUUUUCCAAAUUGACUGAAGCGCUGCGCAAUGUGGAUGCUACGAAGCUAAAGUUGGCAUAUUUACCAUUGUUGCAACUGGGUGCUAGGUCUGUUGCUGCUAUUAUUUAUGUGCUGAAGGAAUUAUAUGUUAUUCACACUUUUUGUAGAUCACAGGUGUUAAUGUAUACUUGUCAAUUCUUUAAAUUUUUUUUUUUCUGAAUUAAGAACAUUUUUAUGUACUUGUUUUGCAUUUCUUGAAAAUUAAAAAAGCAUGCUUAUAUA
Molecule: messenger RNA, 2572 nt
Organism: Ipomoea nil (Japanese morning glory)
Lineage: Eukaryota; Viridiplantae; Streptophyta; Magnoliopsida; Solanales; Convolvulaceae
Exons: 4
Coding region: 89-2245 (718 amino acids)
Source: RefSeq, a predicted model, not a curated record